Messenger RNA from Melanaphis sacchari, 1181 nucleotides. RefSeq lists its product as uncharacterized. The record is from RefSeq and is a predicted model, not a curated record. Lineage: Eukaryota; Metazoa; Arthropoda; Insecta; Hemiptera; Aphididae. The transcript has 3 exons. The coding region runs from base 18 to 581 and encodes 187 amino acids.
AAACUAUAAAACGAAAAAUGUCGAAUUUAAUUUUUGUAAAUAGUCAAAAAGGCAAAAAGCUACUUUCAUACGAUGGAUAUUUGCAUAGCUUACACCGAUCAACUGAAAAUAAAUGUAUUUGGCGCUAUAUUGAAUUUAUAAAUUACAAAUGUAAAGGAUGCUGUCAUACAACUAAUGACGAAGAAUCAGGAGAAAUUAUAAAAAUACCCACACAUAGACAUCCUCCAAAUCCUGAUAAAGUUAAUAUUAAAGAAGCAAUUGAUAAAUUAAAAAAUGAAGCUAAAAUGUCAUGUGAACCUACAAGAAAUGUAGUUAGUAAAAUAGUUUCAGAUGUAUCUAAAAUAACUGUAAAUAAAUUACCAAUUGAUAUGUUAUCUCAGACUGUAAGUAGAACAAGAUAUAAAUAUAAUGAUUACCCUACGAAUACAAUCAACAUAACUGAUUUAAUAUUACCAGACCAAUAUAAGGUAACCAAAACGGGGGUUCCAUUUUUGUUAUACGAUAUUAACAUGGAGGGAAAACGUAGUUUAAUAUUAACUACAAAAAAUAAUUUAGAUUUUUUAAGCGAAUCAGAUGUUUGAAUGGCUGAUAGAACUCUUAAAUCUGUUCCAUCGUUGUUUUCUCAACUUUAUACAAUUCACGCUUGUAAAAAAAAAUGUUACAUAUCCUUUAGUUUAUAUUUUAAUGACUGACUAAACAAAAGAAACGUAUUCAGAAAUUUAAAAAUUUUUAAAAAUUAAGAAACCAGAUCUGAAGCCAUCUAUGUUAAUGGUUGAUUUUGAAAAUGCUUUUAUAUCAACUUUUAAAGAAGAAUUUCCAACGGCGGUUAUUAGAAAUUGCUUUUUUUUAUUUUACUCAGAGUGUUUGGAGGAAAAUACAAAAUAGUGGCCUACAGACAAAAUGAAGAAUUAUUAGAAUCUAUAAUAAUGUAUUUUGAAGACACGUGGAUUGAACGUUUUGGGCGAAGAGGACGAAGAAGAGCACAUUUUAAUAUUGAUUUGUGGAAUUUUUAUCAAUCAGUUAUUGACAAUAAGCCUCACACAAACAAUGCCGUCGAGAGGGUGGUACCAUGCCUUUAAUGGAUCUCUAGGAGCUCAUCAUGCAUCGAUAUGGAAAUGUAUCAAGUGUCUCCAAUUAGAGCAAGACCUUCAAGAAGCAAAAAUUGAAAAAUACACGUCUGG